UUCUCUGUCAUUGCUCAAACUAACGGUAACAUUAGUGUGGGUAGUUCUCUCACUGCAGGUGAAGAGUCUGCUUGGUGGCUUUCACCUUCCAAUGAUUUUGCAUUGGGGGUCAAAAACUUGAUAAUGAUCACUUCUUGCUUGCCAUAUGGUGUCACAAGAUACCUCAGAAAACCAUAGUUUGGUAUGCAAAUGAAGGCAACCCUGCUCCAAGAAAAUCAAAAGUAGAGCUAACUGACCAAGGCCUUCUGCUGAGACCCCAACAAGGAGAUCAAUAACUGUUGACAGAAUUUCCAGCUGCUGCAAUAGCCUAUGGUGUAAUGAACGACACGGGAAACUUUAUGAUUGUUGAUACAAGCUUUAGAGUCAUUUGGGAGACCUUCAAUCAUCCAACUGAUACCUUGUUACCUACUCAGACAAUGGAGGUAGGUGGCUUGCUUUAUUCUAGACAAACAGAAACUAACUUCUCAAGGGGAAGAUACCAGUUUCAGAUGCUUGGUAAUGGUGAUGCUGUGCUCAACCCCAUAAAUGUUCCGGGUAAAUAUACUUAUGACACAUAUUAUAUCAGCGGCAGUCGUGACGAAGCAAAUGAUACAAAUUCCGGUUACAAGGUCAUCUUUGAUCAGUCAGGCUACUUGUACAUAUUGCGAAGAAGUGGAGAGAGAUUUUUUAUUACAACACCGGGACAGGCACUCUCACCUACGAGGUAUUAUGUCAGAGCAACUCUCCAUUUUGAUGGGGUUUUCAUCAUAAGUUACCAACUAAAGAAUUCUACAACCAGUGAAAGCUGGAGUGUCAUCCACACUGAACCAGAUAAUAUUUGUGUGAAAAUAGCUGGAGAAAUCGGAACAGGGCCAUGCGGUUAUAAUAGUGUUUGUACACUUAAAGAAGAUAGAAGGCCAAGUUGCAGAUGCCCAGUGGGGUAUUCUUUAUUGAAUCCAACUGAUGAGUACAGUGGUUGCAAGGCAGCUUUCCUGCAGCAAGAUUGUGAAGAUGGUGGAGGGCAGGGUUCUGAAAGAGAUUUGUACUACAUGGAUGAGCUUCCAAAUACUGAUUUUCCAAGAUCAGAUUAUGAGUUGUUUACAUCUUAUAAUGUUGAAGCCUGCAAAACAUCUUGCUUGGAAGAUUGUCUAUGUGCUGCGGCUGUUUCUAGAGACAACAGAUGUUGGAAGAAAAAACUACCACUUUCAAAUGGAAGACAGGAUAGUGGAGUUAAUGGUAAGACUUUCCUUAAAUUAAGGAGUAGUGGUUCCCUCCAAAGCCCAACUCCAUUACCUCAAAAGGCAAAGAAUCAGAACACUUUGAUCAUUGUGGGAUCAGCACUCUUGGGUAGUUCUGUGUUUGUCAACUUCAUAUUGGUUGGUGCAAUUUGUUUGGGUUUCUUCUUCUACUACCAGAAGAAGCUCACGGGAACUCACCAGGACAAAGCUUCAGCGGGAAGCAAUUUGCGCUACUUUACCUACAAAGAGCUCAUAGAAGCAACACAAGGGUUCAAGGAAGAGCUAGGGAGGGGAUCAUGUGGCAUUGUUUACAAGGGGAAAGCUGAUCAUGCAGGAGGACCAGUACUUGCUGUCAAGGUGUUGGACAAAGUAUUUAACGACAAGGAAAAAGAAUUCAAAGCUGAAGUUAAGGUCAUAGGCCAAACACAUCACAACAAUCUUGUCAGACUUCUAGGAUAUUGUGAUGAGGGACAGCACAGGUUGCUGGUAUAUGAGUACUUGAGCAGUGGCACUUUGGCAAGCUUCCUUUUCGGGGAUGAUGUCAAGCCCAGUUGGCAACAAAGAAACCACAUUGCAUUGGGGAUUGCUAGAGGGCUUGUUUACUUGCAUGAAGAAUGCAGCACACAGAUCAUCCAUUGUGAUAUAAAGCCUCAGAAUAUACUUCUUGAUGAAUAUUACAACGCUCAAAUAUCCGACUUUGGAUUGGCAAAGCUGCUCAAUCAAACCCAAGCUUCUAAAACAGCAAUCAGAGGAACAAAAGGGUAUGUUGCACCUGAUUGGUUCAGGUCUGCACCAGUCUCUGUGAAGAUUGAUGUGUAUAGUUUUGGCGUCUUGCUUCUAGAAAUCGUUUGUUGCCAGAGAAAUGUGGAUGUGGAAAUUGGUGGUGGAGAGAGGGGAGUUUUAACUGACUGGCAUAUGACCUCUAUAUGGAAGGCAGAUUAGAUGCUCUGAUUGAAAAUGACAUGGAGGCCAUGAAUGAUAUGAACAAAGUUGAGAGAUUUGUGAUGGUUGCCAUUUGGUGCAUCCAAGAAGACCCUGCAGUGAGACCUACUAUGAAGAAGGUUAUAUUAUAUAUGCCGAUGCUUGAAGGAAUAGUUCAAGUUUCAGUUCCCCCAAGUCCUUUCCCAUUUAAAAUCUCUCCAAAUAUCAUCAAAUGAGGGUCGACUUUCCCAACUUUUCUCUCUGCCCUCUCUCGUGCGUUUUGGUUUGCACCCUCUCUGUUUGAGAGUCUCCUCUCCCUCUGGUGGUGAUUUUGCUUGGGCUUUAUGCUCAUUUCUAGUGGUUCUUAUCCACCCUUUCCCAUAGCCAGUGUUGUUUUCCUCUUUUUUCCCCAUCUCCUCUUCCUUUCCUUGUCCCAAAACUCAUAUCUUGGAUCGCUCCUUGCUCAACUCGAAUUCACACAACCUCUUCCGCUCUACUGUGUCAUCCUCUUCAGAUCCAUGGCUCCAUGUUGGCAUCUGUUGGAGCGUGAUUUUGGAAUCUCCUUAAAGCGCUUUUGUCGCUUAUUGGUCGCUGGAGGCUGUAUACAUCCUCCCAAGACAUCUCUUCGAGUUGCUAUGUUCUUUGUUCUUGGUGUUAUCUUGAUGGUGGAGUUGUUGGGUUCCUUCGGUGCUGGUGCAGACUGGUGGUUCUCCUUCCAUGUGGCGGCGGCUAGGUUUUUUUUAUGUUUGUUUGUUAUUUUGCUAGGCCUAGUUUGUUUGUUUUGUUGGGCUUUUGUUAUUUUUUUCAUUUUGUUGGAUCUUGUUUAUUGUGUGUGGUUGGGCCUUUUGUUAUGGGAUUGUGUUUGUGAUCCUAUAUCAUUGGACUAUCUACCAUAAUUUCCUUA
Prunus mume (Japanese apricot) is the source of this 3042-nucleotide messenger RNA. Lineage: Eukaryota; Viridiplantae; Streptophyta; Magnoliopsida; Rosales; Rosaceae. The record is from RefSeq and is a predicted model, not a curated record.